Molecule: messenger RNA, 1487 nt
Organism: Rhododendron vialii
Lineage: Eukaryota; Viridiplantae; Streptophyta; Magnoliopsida; Ericales; Ericaceae
Exons: 3
Coding region: 17-1381 (454 amino acids)
Biological process (GO): regulation of DNA-templated transcription
Molecular function (GO): DNA binding
Source: RefSeq, a predicted model, not a curated record
GGAAGAGAAGAAGAAGAUGUUGGGAAUGGAAGAUGUGAUAAUGAGUGAAAUAGUAGUAAUGGAAGACAUAAACGAGCAAGGUUUGCCGCCUGGUUUCAGAUUCCACCCUACCGAUGAAGAACUUAUAGCUUUCUACCUCACUCCUAAGGUGUUCAGAGGCAGCAGCUUCUUCAGUACUACUAGAUUAAUCCACAUUGCUGAGGUGGACCUCAAUAGGUGUGAGCCUUGGGAGCUUCCAGAUGUGGCAAAGAAGGGGGAGAGAGAGUGGUAUUUUUACAGCUUGAGAGAUAGGAAGUAUCCAACAGGGUUAAGAACAAACAGAGCAACGGGAGCUGGGUAUUGGAAAGCAACAGGAAAAGACAAAGAGGUGAAGAGCGGCAGCAAUAGUAGUAGUAGUAAAACAGUAGUAGUUGGGAUGAAGAAAACACUUGUCUUUUACAAAGGCAGAGCUCCCCGUGGUGAAAAGACCGAGUGGGUCAUGCACGAAUACCGACUCCUCCACGCCCCUGAUCACUUCUCCUCCUCCGACUCCUCCUCCUAUCGCCAGGCCCAGUACCACACGUGCAAGGACGAAUGGGUGAUUUGUAGAAUCGUUCACAAAAGGGGAGAGAAGAGAAAUCCACUAGUAUAUAAUCAAGGCCAAAGCUACGGUAGCUACCACCACCACCACCACCUAUUCGAGGGAGCUUGUUCAUCUCACAGUACCACAGGGGGUUCCUUUCCCCCCUUGCUUGAAAAUGCAACAACAGCAAAACCAUCAAUAGCAACAGCUGCAUUGCUACAGCCGGAAUCUCAACCUCAAAACCAUUUUGAUCUAAUGGAUCAUCAAAUUCUGCUCUACCAACAACAUACUAGUGACCACUACCUCCGAUCAGCAAAUUCAGCAGUACUGAUGACAAACCCAAUAUUCUCCCCAGCCUUUCCAAUAAAUGAAGGCUGUUGUUUUUCACCCAAUCCUCAUACCCACAACAUCAACCCAUCACCCUCAUCCUCCAUUCUCUUCAACUCCCUCCUUUCACGUCAACAAGAAGCCACUACUCCAAAACAGUGCAAGACAGAGGCCAACGUUUCCAGCUUAUUCGGCCAACUGCCCUAUGCUGAUCACUUGGGCUGGGUGGAUAAGGUUCACUCUGAGACCGAUGAGUACUCUCCAUUUGCAAAUCCCUUGCUUUACGGGAUGGAUUGUGGGGUAAUGACAAUGGGGUUGUCAUCAGCUGCUGCUGAUUCCACCACUGUUCCUGUGAUGCCAACCAGUAAUACUUCGACGGCAGCUUUCAACAAUCAUAAUAAUGACAGGGCCGGCGUCCAAUUCCAAACCUUGGUGGUGGAUCCUACCAUCAGUUCAGUUACAGGAGAAGUUCCCUGGCAUUUGGAUCCUUAAAGAUCUUUUGAGCAUUUGAUUUUUAACGUGAUGUGUACCUAUAGUAGGAGCAGUAUUUCAUAGUAGUAGUACCAGUACUAGUCUUAAAUGGGAGCUAGCUAGGGAG